CGAAUAUGACUGAGAAGUUGGCGGCUUGUCUAUGAGAAGACAGCGGUGAUCACCAAACUGUUUCCAUUGCUGCCCACUUGUCAGCAAUGUCAGCUCCAGUGGUGCUGCUGCGCCACCUGGCGGCCGCAGCUGAGCCGUUCUGCCGGGCGCCGGCGGCGGGUCUGGGCCGACCGUUCGGGACCGGCGGUCUCGGCCGGCUGUUCUGCGCGGCCGCUGGUCGGCCGGCGGAUGCCGCCACGCCGCUGGCCCGCCAGCUGGCGGCCCGGCUGCGCGCUGUCGGCCCGAUGACCGUGGCCGAGUACAUGAGCGAGGUGCUGGUGCACCCGCUGCAAGGCUACUACAGCGCGCGCGCCGACAUCGGGGCGCACGGCGACUUCGUCACGGCGCCGGAGGUGGCCGGCAUGUACGGUGAGAUGCUGGGCGUGUGGCUGGUGAACGAGUGGCAGAAGCUGGGCGCACCGCAGCCGCUGCAGCUGGUGGAGCUCGGGCCCGGCCGGGGCACGCUCAUGUCGGACAUACUCCAGGUGGUGGACCGGCUGGCCGGGGACGUGCAACUAUCUGUGCACCUGGUCGAGGUGAGCAGGCCCCUGGCCCACGUCCAGGCGAGCACCCUCGGGGUCCGCAUGACGUCAGCCUCGGACGGCCUAUCAGACUCCGGCAGCGGGACGGCCUCGUCGCGGCGAGACCAGUCAGAACCCGGUGGACGGGCAGCGUCAUCGUCUGCUGGCCACUCAGAGUCCGGCGGACGGACGUCACAGUCAGGUGACCAAUCAGCGCCCCCGGAGCAAAUGACGUUACCGUCGGGCGACGAAUCAGACGCGGAGACGUGUGACGUGCUGCGCGGCACGACGGCACGUGGCCGAGACGUGCUGUGGCACACCCGGCUGCAGGAUGUGCCCGAGGCGUUCUCCCUGGUCGUGGCCAACGAGUUCUUCGAUGCGCUGCCAGUUCACCAGUUCAGGCGUACCGACGCCGGCUGGCGGGAGGUGCUGGUCGACCUGGCCGAGGACGAGCCGCACCGGCUGCGGUUCGUGCUGGCGCGUGGCAGGACGCCCGCCUGCCUGUACAUCGACGAGGAGGCGGCCGCAGGUCGGGACGAGCUGGAGGUGUGCCCCCGCGCCGGUCUGCUCACCUCCCACCUGGCCGCCCGGCUGGCUCAGGACGGCGGCGCCGCGCUCAUCUGCGACUACGGCCACACCGGCGACCGGGGAGACACCCUGCGGGCGUUUCGGAAGCACAAGUGCGUGGAACCACUGCUAGCGCCGGGCAGCGCUGAUAUCACGUGCGAUGUGGACUUCGCUGCCCUGGCGCGCGCCGCUGGCCCGGAGGUUCUCAAAUUCGGCCCUGUCUCCCAGCGGCAGUUCCUUGCCGAGAUGGGACUGGCGACGCGUUUGGAGCGUCUGCUGACGUCCUGUCCGGAGCGGGCCGACCAGCUGCGCGCCGCCUACAGCAUGCUCACGGGCGACAUGGGCGAGCGGUUCAAGAUGUGGGCGCUGCUGCCGGCCACGGCGGCGCCGAUCCUGCGGUGGCACCCGCCGGCUGGGUUCGCGGCAGCGGCGGCGUCCGGCCUGAUUCAGUAA
Messenger RNA from Pollicipes pollicipes, 1580 nucleotides. RefSeq names its product protein arginine methyltransferase NDUFAF7 homolog, mitochondrial. NCBI's taxonomy places the organism in Eukaryota, Metazoa, Arthropoda, Thecostraca, Pollicipedomorpha, Pollicipedidae. The transcript has 8 exons. The record is from RefSeq and is a predicted model, not a curated record. Gene Ontology annotation, molecular function: protein-arginine omega-N symmetric methyltransferase activity. Gene Ontology annotation, biological process: mitochondrial respiratory chain complex I assembly. Bases 87 to 1580 code for a protein of 497 amino acids. Gene Ontology annotation, cellular component: mitochondrion.